AUGGCGGACUCGCCGUCCUUCUCGCAUGCCCCGCUCCGCUCCUCGACCUCGCACACCUCCUUCUUCGACUCGUCCGCCCUCUCCCCGCCGCGCCGCAGCAGCUACUCGUUCUCCGACCUGCGCGCCUCCUCGCUGAGCUCCUCGCAGACGUCGUCGCUCCAGUCCACCGCCGCCAGCAGCGUCUCGCUCAACACCAAAUCCGACGACUCGAGCAGCGAUGACGAAGAACUGAUGCUCCCGGCGUACUCCGCCGGCGAGCAGCACAAGUAUGACGCCGACGCACACGAGGCCCCGCCAUCGAGUCCCCUACCAACCCCCGAUCUCUCUACGCCCUCCGACGCCGAGGCUGCAGUUACAUCCCCGGAUCCAUUGCCCAUAUCGGAGGACGACACAGCCGUCCGCGCGGAGCCCUCGCAGCAUGUCGACUAUCUCUCGCACGACUGGAAAGAGGAGGACAUAUGGUCGUCGUGGCGGCACAUUGUCGAGCACCGCAGGGUCUACGGCGAGCGGUCGAGGUUAGAGAAUGCGUCCUGGCGAACAUGGGCCAAAACCCAAUUUGGAUUGAAGACCGUCACGCCCGAUUCGCUGAACUGGUUAAAGGAUGUUGACGUGACCUGGCUCUAUGGGCCUCUGCAACCGGCGACAAAUCGGUCGUUCUCGCGGCAGAAUUCAGAGCCCGCAAGCCGGCUGUCAAAGAGCAAUUCCUUCCUCAACAAGAAACCAAUUCUCAAGAAACGCAGCAUGUCGGAAGUCAUGCUGCAGAAUUCCCUCUCCGCAUCGUCCUUGGUGAAGCAGGCCGCAGCAGCAGUGCAAGCCCAACAGGCCACUGGUGUCACUCUCGAACGGCGGAGAUCUCGGCCACUCAUCGGCCGCGCAUCUUCUGAUUUCUCAGGUUCGUUUCCAUCGAGGACCACAAGUCGGGAUACCACCGACUGCUUCUCCUCCCAGUCAACUUCGGGCCUGCAAACGCCAGAUCAAUCAGAGAAAAGACACAUUCGAUUCGAUGAGAAGGUCGAGCAGUGCAUCGCCGUGGAAUGCAAGGGCGAGGACGAUGAGGACGAGGAAGACUACAACCACAACCCGUGGGCGAAAUACCGGGACGAUGAUUCCUCGUCUGAUGAGGGCGUGGUCAUGAUGAAGAAAGCGCGACGGAAACGACCUUUAUCACGGACCAACUCACGCACUAGUAUCAGCAGUGAGAGCAAAACAAUCGCCAAGCUGCCUGCCACAACCCUAAAAUACAGGACAGACUCUCCUGACAUUGCCGACCAGCAGCCUUCCCAUUCGCUAGGGUUCUGGCGAUCCAGCCGAUUGUCGCCGUCCCCGUCUCAAGAGACUCUCAGACCGUCUAAUCCUUCCGCUAAUUUUCUUCUACCCGACGAUGACGACGACAGUCACUUUUCUUUCGAUCCGUCCGGAACCUACAGUGUCAAGCGAGCAAGUACUCCCACUCCAUCAGACCCAUACUCGAGACGCCCUUCUACACCCCCGGCGGAAUCAUCAGAAUCAGGGCUGCGACGAACGGCAUCAGGCAUGUUUAUGCCGUUUGAGGACGAGGACGAGAAUCCACCGCCGCCCGGCAUAAUAGGCCGGGUGGUGGAUACGGUGAACACAGCACGAGACAUAGCCCACGUGAUAUGGAAUGUGGGGUGGAGAAGUUGA
Messenger RNA from Trematosphaeria pertusa, 1662 nucleotides. RefSeq lists its product as uncharacterized. The transcript has 2 exons. Lineage: Eukaryota; Fungi; Ascomycota; Dothideomycetes; Pleosporales; Trematosphaeriaceae. Gene Ontology annotation, biological process: cellular response to glucose starvation; protein catabolic process in the vacuole. Bases 1 to 1662 code for a protein of 553 amino acids. The record is from RefSeq and is a predicted model, not a curated record.